GUUUUCGUCCAUUCGAAUUCGAUUCGAAUGAAAGUUUAUAGUAAUAAAAGAAACUUUGUGAUGUGAUUCAUGAAUAAAUUGCAAAACUGGAUCAGUUUUCAUAAAAUAAAGAUUUGUUUUGUUUAAGGCAAUACCUACUGCCCGGUAGUCAGUGUGCAAAUCAUUCUAAACAAUGGUCGCUUCCGACUGGGACAGCCUACGGAAGCAGGCUCGUCAUUUGGAAAAUGACAUCGAUCUGAAGCUGAUUGCAUUCAAUAAGGUUGGAGUCGGCAGCAGCCCGUUGAGUUCGUCUUCGUUGGGAAGCGGAGCGACGGCCGACACGGCUCCGCUGUUGGGCGAUCAUGUAUUCGAAUCACUCUCGCUGGAAAUCGAACAGAUGCUGGACAAGCUGUCGGGCAUCAAUGAGAAAAUGGCUGAAAUCCCUGGUAGCGGAGCGGCCGUCAUGCAUGUGCUGCAGCGGCAUCGGGAAAUCUUGCAUGGUUAUCGGCAAGAGUUUCUAAAAAUUCAAGCUAACCAUACGACAAGGAUGGAACGAGAGGAGCUACUGCGCGGAUCCGGCCUGGCACCGUCCUCCGUUAGCUCCCCUUCCACAUCCGGCUUGAGCCGGAGGGAUAUGUAUUUGAAGGAGAACACACAUUUGCAUAAUUCGAGUUCCAUGGUUAACGAUCAGAUUAGCAUUGCGAUGGAAACGAAGGAGCAUUUGAGCUCACAGCGGCAGCAUCUAAAGCGCUUCCAAACCAGGAUGCAUGACAUAUCGCAUCGAUUCCCGAUAAUUUCAAGUUUGGUUCAACGGAUCAACAUUCGUAAACGGCGCGAUUCCCUAAUCCUAGGAGGAGUGAUUGCGGUGUGUACGAUUCUGCUAUUACUCUAUACGUUCCACUGACGGAUGCUAACGCGUAACGCUGUCUUGGAAGGUCCAAUUAUCCGGCGCAGGCUCUGGCGAACCGCCCACAAUUCGAAGCAAAUAUUUUUCUGUUGUUUAUUAUGAGAAUAUACAGUAUAAUCCAUCAUCACAACCUUGGGAGAUGUUUUAUAACUGACAUUAUUUUGUAGAGUAAUCGUAGGACCUGAAAAGAGUCUGAAACUAUGAUAUAGGAUUAAUAAUAAAAGAUUGAGUCGCCUUCAACGGCAUUAUGUGAUAGUACU
Messenger RNA from Sabethes cyaneus, 1146 nucleotides. It is a transcript of the gene Gos28, whose product is annotated as Golgi SNAP receptor complex member 1. Gene Ontology annotation, molecular function: SNAP receptor activity. Gene Ontology annotation, cellular component: cis-Golgi network; SNARE complex; Golgi medial cisterna. The record is from RefSeq and is a predicted model, not a curated record. Gene Ontology annotation, biological process: endoplasmic reticulum to Golgi vesicle-mediated transport; vesicle fusion. Lineage: Eukaryota; Metazoa; Arthropoda; Insecta; Diptera; Culicidae. The coding region runs from base 173 to 883 and encodes 236 amino acids. The transcript is spliced from 5 exons.